CUGAAUCGGAAGAAGACAAAGGUGGCAAAAUGGCAGCAGCUGAUUCCGUGCAACAGAGGCGGCAGUACCGGAGGCAAAACCAGCAGUCUUCUUCUGAAGACGAGCGACCGAAGAGAUCAAACGUGAAAAAUGGAGAAGUGGGAAGGCGUCGACGACAUUCAGCCUCCCGGAGUGCAUCCCCAUCACCACGGAAACGCCAGAAAGAGUCCUCUCCUCGCAGACGGAGAAGAAGUCCAUCACCACCACCGGCCAGACGACGGCGCUCUCCUUCUCCUGCCCCUCCACCCCGGCGGCGGAGGUCUCCCACACCGCCGCCGCCACCACCACGGCGCAGGACUCCUUCUCCUCCCCCACGUCGACGCUCACCUUCUCCAAGAAGAUACUCUCCUCCAAUCCAGAGAAGAUACUCUCCUUCCCCCCCUCCUAAGAGAAGAACAGCUUCCCCACCACCACCUCCCAAGCGAAGAGCAUCGCCAUCGCCUCCCCCAAAGCGACGGGUCUCCCAUUCGCCACCUCCGAAGCCAAGAAGUUCCCCUGUUACAAAGAGACGUUCCCCUUCCUUAUCAUCUAAGCAUAGGAAAGGGUCACCCCCUAGCCGAUCUACCCGAGAAACCCGGUCUCCUCUACCAAACAAACGGCAUUCACCUUCACCACGGCCUCGACUUCCUCAUACCUCUGCAAGUCCUCCCCCACUCCGAAGAGGAGCUUCAUCUUCACCCCAAAGAAGGCAGUCCCCAUCACCAAGCACUAGGCCUAUCAGGAGAGUCUCCAGAACCCCGGAACCCAGAAAAGCAAAAAAGUGGUCCCCAGUCUGUAAGAGGGUCUCAUCUUCCAGAUCUGCCUCCAGAUCUCCUGAGCCAGCAGCUAAGAAACACCAAGCACCUCCAUCCCCCACCCAGUCUCAGUCCCCAUCCACAAACUGGUCGCCAGCAGCACCUGUCAAGAAGGCUAAAAGCCCCACGCCGAGCCCAUCGCCUGCCAGGAAUUCAGACCAGGAAGGUGGUGGGAAGAAAAAGAAGAAGAAGAAGGACAAAAAACACAAAAAGGAUAAGAAGCACAAAAAACACAAAAAACAUAAGAAGGAGAAGGCGGCAGCUGCUGCUGCUGCUGCUGUGGCAUCCACCACCACAUCAGCCCAGGAAGAACCUGAAGCAGAGACAGAGCCCAAAAAGGAGACCGAGAGUGAAGCUGAAGACAACCUGGAUGACCUAGAGAAACACCUUCGGGAAAAGGCACUGAGGUCCAUGAGAAAGGCGCAAGUGUCCCCACAGUCCUAGAUGGGACCGUUUGUUAUAAUGUACAUUUGAUUGGGUUUGUACUCAGAUUCCAUUUCACAAUUGCUAAAAUGUGUUUGAGCUUUAGGCUAUAACAUUUUGUUGUCAUAAUUGCUAGGUUGAGGUUCACCAUGUAAAAAAAGGGCAUGGAUUUACAUUACAAAAGGUGUCCACAGUGUACUAGUGACAUUCAUUGACAGCCAACAUAACUUCAUUUAGAGACAUUUUUAAGGGGAAAAAAAUUUUUUAAAGGGGUUUAAGUACGGCUGACAGCCGUCUGGUUCCUUUAAAUCCUCCCAGCCCUGGCCGUACACAGAGGUUAUCUUUUAAGUUCUUGUUCAAUUCUUGGCCCCCCUGUAAGUUAUGAGGCUUUGGCCUUGAAGCUGCCCAGAAGAGAGACCACUGUUCACCAGAAGUCGACACAAGCAUUUUUAAUGCCACACUCUUUUCCCAUUGCUGUCGUCUCUGCUGAAGUGAAUCAAGAUUAGAGCUCUGAGGACGGUCCGGAAAACGAACGCACGCUGUUCGCCAGGACACUGUGGGCUUAUUCUGAUGUUGUAACUAGUUGAUUUGGAACACUGGAAUUCCAUUUUUUCCUGUCUUGUUCCCCCACCCCACCCCCCCAUUUGCUUGUAAGGACAGUUAUGCCCCAGAAAGGUUCCUUCAGUUACAUAAAAUUCUGUUUGUGAAAUGACAGCAUUGCCCCAUUCAUAAUUCUUGUCUUGUUAGGGUUCUUCCAGUUGGUAGACUGAACUUUCAGAGCUGUUUGCUUUUGAAAAGUGGAAGGAUCUCAAUUUUGGAUAUUGUCAUGUUUUCACCGUUUUAUUUUAUUUUGUUUUUUGUUGGGUUUUUUUGUCUU
Messenger RNA from Trichosurus vulpecula (common brushtail), 2133 nucleotides. RefSeq names its product serine/arginine repetitive matrix protein 1-like. NCBI's taxonomy places the organism in Eukaryota, Metazoa, Chordata, Mammalia, Diprotodontia, Phalangeridae. The record is from RefSeq and is a predicted model, not a curated record. Bases 30 to 1277 code for a protein of 415 amino acids. Gene Ontology annotation, molecular function: RNA binding. Gene Ontology annotation, cellular component: spliceosomal complex. The transcript is spliced from 8 exons. Gene Ontology annotation, biological process: regulation of mRNA splicing, via spliceosome.